AUGUCUCGACUAAGCUUUCAAGAUGACCUCCUGCAGUCUUUGGAUGGGCGAACCGUCAUUGUUACUGGUGCCGCUCGAGGGAUUGGUGCAGCCACGGCAACCCUCUUCAACGAACAUGGAGCGCUUGUGUGCAUCACAGAUCUGCCGGGGCGUAAGGCGGACGCACAGGCGCUCAUAGUCUCUAUGAAGCACCCGGAGAACGCCAUUUUCGCGCCCGCAAGUGUCACGGACUGGACGGCCUUGAUGCAUGUCUUCAAGACUACUCUGAGUAGGUUCGGUGCGAUUCACAUGGUCGUGGCCAAUGCUGGGAUCAUGGAGAGCUCGCCAGUCUUGGACGUCAGCGUUGACGACGCAGGGGAUCCCAUCGAGUCGACGGAGGCGAAUCGAGUCCUGGAUGUCAACUUGAAGGGGACUUUGAACAGUAUCACAAGGGAGUUUGGCAGUGUCGUCACGCAGGCCGGUCUGGACGCCAACACUCCUGCUGCUGUCGCCACGGCCAUCGCGUUUGCCGCUGCGGAUCCUUCCAGACACGGCACCUCUUGCUUGGUCUUGGGUCAUCAUCUACAUGAAAUGGAGUACAGCCGGGCAAACGUCCUGCAGUCCUGGCUCGGGCAAGACGUAGCGGCUGCUCUCGCGAGAUUUGGCGCCUUCGUAAAAUCGAUCGGCGGGUAUCGUCUCCCAAAAUGGGAGCCGAUCGACAAUGUAGACUGA
Verticillium nonalfalfae is the source of this 711-nucleotide messenger RNA. RefSeq lists its product as uncharacterized. Bases 1 to 711 code for a protein of 236 amino acids. NCBI's taxonomy places the organism in Eukaryota, Fungi, Ascomycota, Sordariomycetes, Glomerellales, Plectosphaerellaceae. The record is from RefSeq and is a predicted model, not a curated record. The transcript is spliced from 3 exons.